CACCGUGCCUUCUGACACCAUCGGGCACCAACUCCAAACACGAAACGAAACAAAACCUCACUACUCCAUCUUCGACAUCUCCCGCCUCACUCCUUUGGUUUUUUCCUUCUAGCUGGAUUUUCUUCGGCCCACGUUAGCAGUGCGGCGCAGGUUUUUCUGCUGGAACUUGACUUCUUUUUCAGUUCGUUUUGGAACAUCGGUCCUCCGGUGCGCACUUCCCGUGCCGGUGCAAGCUAGCAGCAGCAGCAGCAGCAGCAGCAGCAGAAGAAGAUGAUUAUAAACGUGAGGGAGUCGACGAUGGUGCGGCCGGCGGAGGAGACGCCGCGGCGGAGCCUGUGGAACUCGAAUGUCGAUCUGGUGGUACCGCGGAUGCACACGCCAAGCGUCUACUUUUACCGCCCUUCCGGUGCUGCCAACUUCUUCGACCCUCAGGUCAUGAAAGAGGCACUGAGCAAGGUUUUGGUGCCAUUCUACCCCAUGGCCGGGCGGCUCCGGCGAGACGAGGACGGCCGUAUCGAGAUCGACUGCAACGCUGAGGGCGUCCUCUUCGUCGAGGCGGAUACCGGCUCUGUCAUCGACGAUUUCGGUGAUUUCGCCCCUACUCUGGAGCUCCGGCAACUCAUUCCGACGGUGGAUUACUCCGGCGACAUUGGAUCCUAUUCUCUCCUCAUACUGCAGGUAACACAUUUCAAAUGUGGUGGAGUGUCGUUAGGCGUGGGUAUGCAGCACCACGUAGCGGACGGUGCGUCUGGGCUGCACUUCAUAAACACGUGGUCAGACAUGGCGCGUGGUUUGGACAUCACCAUCCCUCCCUUCAUCGACCGCACCCUCCUACGGGCCCGCGACCCACCCCAGCCUGCUUUCCACCACAUUGAGUACCAACCCCCUCCCCAGCUCAAAACCCCACUACCCAACACUCAGAACACCAAUGUUUGCAUCUUCAGGAUCACCCGGGACCAGCUCAACACCCUCAAGAACAAAUCAAAAGAAGAUGGCAACACAAUCAGUUAUAGCUCCUACGUCAUGCUUGCCGGCCACGUCUGGCGCUGCGCCUGCAAGGCACGGUCCCUACCCGCCGACCAAGACAGCAAGAUGUAUAUCGCCACCGACGGUCGCUCACGCCUCCGCCCCGCCUUGCCCCCUGGAUACUUCGGAAACGUCAUAUUCACGACGACGCCGGUGGCCGUCGCUGGAGAAUUGAUGUCCAAACCGCUGUGGUACGCCGCCAGCAAGAUCCACAACGCACUGGCGAGGAUGGAUGACGAGUAUUUAAGGUCAGCCUUGGACUACCUGGAGUUACAGCCAGAUCUAACGGCUCUGGUGCGCGGUGCCCACACCUUUCGGUGCCCAAAUAUCGGGAUAACGAGUUGGACCAGGUUACCGAUCUACGACGCGGACUUCGGGUGGGGUCGGCCCAUUUUCAUGGGCCCGGGUGGGAUCGCAUUGGAGGGCCUGGCCUUUGCGCUGCCCAGCCCAACCAACGAUGGGAGCUUGUCCAUCGCCAUUUCGCUGCAGGAGGAUCAUAUGAAACUCUUCCAGAAGUACCUAUACGAGAUUUAAUCAAAAUUUUAAACCGGUUGGGUUUCGAUUUAUCCACCUUUUUUUCCAGUUCCAUUUUUCUUUUGGUUUAAUGAUAAAGUUGAACUCUGGGAUUUGAAUGUGGCCAUGCCCUAUUUUGAAGGGCAUCCGUUUUACGAAAUGGACCCGCACAAACCAUUGUAUUACUAAAUUGACAUUUCUUAUGUUACAUGGUAUUAAUUUUGCUUUA
This is a messenger RNA of Vitis vinifera (wine grape), 1768 nucleotides long. Its product is annotated as shikimate O-hydroxycinnamoyltransferase. Gene Ontology annotation, molecular function: acyltransferase activity, transferring groups other than amino-acyl groups. The record is from RefSeq and is a predicted model, not a curated record. Bases 271 to 1560 code for a protein of 429 amino acids. The transcript has 4 exons. NCBI's taxonomy places the organism in Eukaryota, Viridiplantae, Streptophyta, Magnoliopsida, Vitales, Vitaceae.